AUGGAAGAAUGUGAGUGUAAUGUCAUCUGUGCAUGUGGCUGUGGUAGGUUUUGUGGAGGUGUGGAAAUUCAUGAGGAUAUAGAUUUAGAAGGAAUUUCAAAAUGGGGAAGUAAUCUUGAAGAUAGAUUAAAAUCAAACAUGACAAAUGUAACCGGGCACCAUAUACUACAACAGCACUACAACAAAUACAAUCCACAGGCAACACAUUUUGAUCCAUUGAAAACAGAAGAUAUUGUAAAGGAAAUUUCAAAUAGUCUAACAGAAAUGUUGGAAAAAAGCAAGGAGGCUCUAAAAAAUUCUGUAAAUAUUGCUGAAGCUGUUGCUGCAGAUUAUGCAUGGAAACCUGAUUUAAAGAUUGGAAAUAUAACUUACUUUGAUUCAACAUCCUUAGCAGAUGAUGAUCUCCUUUUAGAGUACCAUCCACGCUUUCAACAACCUGUGAAUCUGUCAGCUUCUAGUGUCCAUAUUCCCGUAGAAAUUUAUAAAGGGGGUUAUUUCUUACCUACACCAGGCUUGAAGCCUACUGACGAUAUAGACAUACUCAAUGGAUUAGGAUGGUCAGCACAGCUUGAUAAAGUGUUUGAAGAUAAUUAUAACAAAAACAAAAAGUUAUUGUGGCAGUAUUUUGGAAGCCAGAGUGGUUUCAUGAGAAUGUAUCCUGCAAGCAGAUGGAGAACACACGGUAGUGUUGAUCUUUUUGAUGUGCGUAGACGUCCAUGGUAUACUCAAGGAGCAAGUUCACCCAAGGACAUGAUGAUUAUUAUUGAUACGAGUGGUAGUGUGCACGGGCAAGCCCUUCAACUUAUUAAGGUGGCAGUGAAAUCUUUAUUGGAUACUCUAGGAGAGAAUGAUUUUGUAAAUAUUGCUCAUUUUUCAAAGGAUGCAAGUUUUGUCAGUUGUUUUAACGACACAUUUGUUCAAGCUAAUUACAGAAAUAAAAAGAUUCUCACGAAAGCUGUAGAAAAUCUCACAGCCCAUGAUAUGGCAAAUUUUAAGGAAGGAUUUAAAUUUGCAUUUGAACAAUUUGAACUGUUCAGAAACAAGUCUAAACAAAAUGGGGUUGGUGCCCAGUGCAAUGAAGUUAUCAUGUUACUUACUGAUGGUGGAACUGAUAAUGCUAAAGAGGUUUUUGAAAAAUACAAUUGGCCAAAAAAUAAGUCGGUAAGAGUUUUCACUUAUGCCGUAGGUCCCACUGCAAAUCCUACAUCAGCUAUUCGCUGGAUGGCCUGUAGUAAUCGAGGUUAUUUUUCACAGAUUCCAGCCAUGGGUGCUAUACGAUCCAAAGUUCAACACUAUAUAGGAGUUCUAGCUCGACCUCUGGCCCUUAAUCAUUCUGAAUACAUCAAGUGGGCUGGGGUGUACCAGGAUAGCCAUGCAUUUUCUUCUCUGUUGGUAGCUUAUUGCUAUAAAAUGUUUUCUGCUAUAACUGACUUUGAUAUUCUCUUAUGUGAUUAUGAACAGAUAAUCAACUUCUCUACUCGUUAUCCAGACCACGACAACUAUGACCCCUGUCUCCUUAAUCUUUGCCUCGAGUCUGAUCCUAGCAUUUAUCCUAUCGUUUCUUCUACUCCACACGGUAACUCUGAUCACAUUGCAGUUUCUCUGGGCGAUCUUUUAACUUCUCUUAGCAACGAGCAUCUAGCUCAUCGUAACUUAACUAUCAACAAAAUGUUCUUUAUGAUUCUUUGGGGAUAA
Octopus sinensis (East Asian common octopus) is the source of this 1695-nucleotide messenger RNA. RefSeq names its product voltage-dependent calcium channel subunit alpha-2/delta-2. The transcript has 19 exons. The record is from RefSeq and is a predicted model, not a curated record. The coding region runs from base 1 to 1695 and encodes 564 amino acids. Lineage: Eukaryota; Metazoa; Mollusca; Cephalopoda; Octopoda; Octopodidae. Gene Ontology annotation, cellular component: voltage-gated calcium channel complex. Gene Ontology annotation, molecular function: voltage-gated calcium channel activity.